UGACCUUGCUGUUAGCAGUGGAUGUAGAACCACUGCACUACCACUGGCUCCUGACCACUGCUCCUUGGACAAAGUGUUAGGUAUUUGCUUCUGCCAACAGCCCUGGGGAAAGCUUUGUAAAGAAUCACAAGCUUGGAAACUCUUCGGGGCAGACCUGCCCUGUCCUGUAGCUCUGAGUCAGAAUCCAAGGAAUGACAGUCAGCCCAGCUCCUGUGCCCAGACCCAAGCCCCCCCACCGCUCAAUGGACACCCCCAGCCCAUUCCCGUUGCCUUCGCAUUUGCCCGCGGAGGAAGUCAAGUCUCCGGCCGCACCUCUUCCCGUUUCCCGGGGCCGCCGAGGCCGCCGUCCGGGGGGGCCUGCCUCCCCCAAGGCCAAGCUCUCUGGCCGGCAGGGCUGGCUCUCCAGGCCCGGCCAGGAGCCCCUGCGGCCCCCGGAGGUGCCGUCCCCGGUGGGCAGUGGCGGCGGGGGCAACAGCCUGCUGCUGAUCGAUGACCACGGCGUGCCCUACACUGUGUCCGAAGGGUCGGCGGCAGCGCGGCCCGAGGGCGCCGGCCCCAAGAAGGCGCCGCACUUGUGCCCGGUCUGCCUGCGGGCCUUCCCCUACCUCUCGGACCUGGAGCGCCAUCGCAUCUCGCACUCGGAGCUGAAGCCGCACCUGUGCAAUGCCUGCGGCAAAGCCUUCAAGCGCUCCAGCCACCUGCGGCGCCACUGCAACAUCCACGCGGGCCUGCGGCCCUUCUGCUGCCUGCUUUGCCCGCGCCGCUUUCGCGAGGCCGGCGAGCUGGCCCAGCACCACCGCGUCCACUCGGGCGAGCGCCCCUUCCAGUGCCCGGUCUGCCGCCUGCGCUUCGCCGAGGCCAACACGCUGCGGCGCCACGCCAAACGCAAGCACCCGGGCGCCCUGGGAGAGUCCCUGUGUCCCCCGGACCCAGGCCCAGGCCCCGUGGCCGAGCAGCCACCGUGGGACGACAGUGAGGGCAUCCCGGCCACGUCGGGGACGGACCAGGAGGGCCCAGAGGGCAAUCAGCCCGCCUGACCCUCCGCCCUGGCCGCCCUUCCCCUGGCCAAGAGUCCAGCGGGUGUUGGUCCCCAGCAGGGGGCGGCGAGAGUCCUGCUUCUCCUCUGGGGGGCAGGUGGGCACCCACAUUUUGGGGUCCUGCUGCCUUCUGCCCCGCUCACCGAGACUGGAGGGUCCCUGGAGGCCGGUCUGCGGAAAUAAAUUUCUGCCUGCUGGUU
Messenger RNA from Echinops telfairi (small Madagascar hedgehog), 1237 nucleotides. It is a transcript of the gene ZNF524, whose product is annotated as zinc finger protein 524. Gene Ontology annotation, cellular component: nucleus. The coding region runs from base 192 to 1037 and encodes 281 amino acids. The transcript has 2 exons. NCBI's taxonomy places the organism in Eukaryota, Metazoa, Chordata, Mammalia, Afrosoricida, Tenrecidae. The record is from RefSeq and is a predicted model, not a curated record.